Aquila chrysaetos chrysaetos is the source of this 3578-nucleotide messenger RNA. RefSeq names its product COMM domain containing 6 (gene COMMD6). Gene Ontology annotation, molecular function: NF-kappaB binding. NCBI's taxonomy places the organism in Eukaryota, Metazoa, Chordata, Aves, Accipitriformes, Accipitridae. Bases 245 to 838 code for a protein of 197 amino acids. The record is from RefSeq and is a predicted model, not a curated record. The transcript is spliced from 7 exons.
CCGCAGGGUGGGGUGUGGAGGGGAGCGGGGCCGGCCGCCCCCCCCCCCCCCCGGAGCCACCUCACCCAGGCGCCGGGGUGAGCCGUUCCCGGUGGGACCGGGAGAAGGCUUGUGGUAGGCCAGCGGGGGUCUUCCCGGCUGUCCGCUGGCCGCCUGGGGUCUUCGCCGGGGGCAGGCGGCCUGGGUGUAGCAGCGUAGCCCUGGGGAGAGCAGCGGUCCUGUGCUGCCGGUGGCAGCCCUGGGCAUGCCCGCCCGGCUUCCCGAUGUUGGUGGUGCAGCAGAUAAGAUUACUUUAAUACCUCAAGACUUUUUUGCAGAACUGUGUGAACAAAUAAUUCAACAUCUGAACCAUAAGAUCCCAGGUGUGAAUACAGCUGAACUGUGUGAGAGAAUUCAAACAUCUGGGAUUGAGAUUAAUGUUGGUGACCUGGCAAAAAUAGCUAACAUUGUUUCCUUUCUAUUUAGUACAGCAGCCAGAAGCAAUCUCUCUACAGAGGAACUCGUCACCGCCUUGGGCAAUACAGUCAGCGUGCUGCCAAAACAUGCCGUUCAAGUUAUUCGUCAUGUAUGGAAUGAACAGGGCAAAUCCAUUAGUGUGUCAGAAGAUGCAAGAAAUACAGCCACAGUGGGGCAGUUUGUAGACAUUAAAUGGAAACUGGGAGUUGCGAUGAGCUCUGACACCUGCAGGUCUCUGAAGUAUCCUUAUGUUACAGUGACACUAAAGGUGGCAGACCCUUCUGGACAAAUAACAGACAAGUCUUUUGAAAUGACAGUCCCACAGUUCAAGAACUUCUUCAGACAGUUCAAGGAAAUGGCAGCUGUUCUUGAAACAGUUUGAAGAGAACUCUUUUAUUUACACUGACAUUUUGGACAGACUUAGAUCAAGUAAACUUUUCAUUCUGCACAGGGAAUAAAGUGCCAUUGUUCAGCAAGGUAUGUAUCCCUGUCUUUUUGACAGGUAUUUGUCAGCAUCGUCCUUGCAUUGCUGUGAAGAUUCCUUUGCUUUUGAAUACUUGAAGCAAAUUCUGCAGUGCUUGUGAAAAUGUGUUCAGCUUUAUUCAUCUUGAUAUGCAAAAGAUCAGGGUGUGUACAGAGAAGCACCACUGUAGACUUUCUAAUAUCCAAGAGUAAGAAACUGUAUGUAAGAAACUACACAUUUAAGUCUGGAAAAACACCUGAAAACAUUGACUGGGAAGAUACUGAGAGAAGUGUAAAUGCCAUGGUAACACUUUUGUCUGUAAAAUUGAGAUGUGCUUGGACUCAACAAUAAUAUUAAGUAUAAGGAGUAUAUGAAGUUACACAUAACAAGCAUACAGUUAUUCUUGAAGAAUAGCAAUGUCAAGUAGUUAGUUGCAGGUAUUUGUGGACCUGGCUUCCAGUCUUCUUUUAAUAACUGCAGAAUGUACUUGUCCUAACAGCUUGUUUAUUUCAAAUACUUAUUUCCCACCACCUAGGCUUAUAAAAACUGAGUUAAUGCAUUAAGCUUUUGUGGAGACCCAAAAUUUAUUCUCUGAAAUGAAGCCCAGAGGAUAAUUUUAAAUAAAGGUAGAAAGGUGAAUUUAAUUCAAAAGCAUUUUAAUAUAUUUUUGCUUUUGCAUUUAAUCCAACUCUAAUCUGUGGCACUCUGCUUGAUGUUUUGAUCAGCAGUCUGCUUUCUAAUUAAAUUAGAAUAUCGAUGCAGUUGCCUCACUUCAAGCUCUGAACUAGAAAAGUCAAGAGGAAACUUGAAAAUUGAGGCUGGAGUGUUAGCUGAGCACAUCAGAGAAAGGACCACACUAAAAGUCAGCAAGAUUUUUGUUGUAUUGUGUGGCAGGAGUCCACUGGACUGUGUUGUGCACGCUUGCACUUAGAGAAUGUCCUAACCAGCAAAAUUUUGACUUUGAUUCUGAAGAAUGGGUGCAUUUCCAAAGGGAAGUGAUAAAUCCAGUGUGCUUGCAUGCUCUCUUUUUUGUUGUUGUUUUUUUUCUUGAGUUUUCCAUAAACCAAACACAAACUGCAAAUACAGUGGGAUGUAAUAAAAACAAUACUGUUGCAUUUCAAGAUGUGCUGGUGGUGUAGUAGAGCAAGUAAAUGUGAAGAGAGGUGAUUCAUACUGAUAAGCAGACUGAAGUUUAUGCUGCAACUUCAGAAUAGUAGACACUGAGAAACAGUUUUGCUGGGACAGAUCCUCAUGUGAUUUCAGGCCCCUUUAAGUGAGAACAUCUACCUUUCUAACCCACUUACAUUUUUUUAAUUAACUUUCUUAGAAGCUGGCCGAAAGUCAUUGAUACAGGUUAUGCCUGCCUUUUUGCAUCAUGAAAAUAAACUGCAGCCCACUGUGCGGGCUGCAUACUGCAUUCCUUUUAAUAAGGAGAGAUACACGCCCCCUAUUUGGGCAUUAUGCAUGGUGGAUAAGAACAGUGCUUGGAAUUGCUUAGAAGCCCAAGAAAGUGAAACAGUGUUGGCUUUAACAAAAGAUAGUAAAAAUUUUGGGCUGUGGCCCUUGAUCGGGGUGAUACUUCCUUUGUGCUGCUGAAGUCUGAGGUGUUUGCUUUGUGGCUGGGGAGAGCAGAUUGCUCUUUUCUGGGACCUUCUCAAUGGAAUGUCACAAUGGUCUCAGCAACAGACUUCUCGUUUGCCUUUUCCCUUGUCUGUCUACAAGGGCUCAGGGCUGAACGUAGUGGAAAAAAACCCCUCUCUGUGUGUGGAAAAGUGAUGUAAGCAGCUGAUUUUUAAUUUUUUUUUUUUAAUUUGCAAAAGUUGGAGUGUAAGGCUGUUACAACUGGAAAAGACUGUCAUGCUUUGGCCUAGUGAACUAAUUGGUUUACAUCAAUGCUAGAGUUCCAGAAAAAGAAUACUACUUUUUUUUUUAGUAAAGCUGGAGCCUUACAAAUACUUCCCAUUUGUUCUAAUGCACUUAAGUUCUUCAUAUAGGUGGAAACAUUUGUGCCUUCAUUGGAACUGGAUGGAAAAGAAGAUUUAAUUUUGUCUUAACUUCUAGAAACAGCAAUUCAGUAAAUGUUGGAAGGUAUUGAGGAAAUGUUCAGUUACCAUUUUUGCUUGGUCUGUCACCAAGAGGAGAAAGUUGGCAGCCUUUGAAAAAUCUAACUUAUAUUUUGUCAAGUCAAAUAUUCUAGAAAUAUUAACGAAUAUCUUUGAAAUGUCCCUGAACUCCAGCACGUUGUAACUCUGGCUGGAAGAUGCCUGGACAUGUGUGCUAUACCAGUUUACUGUCUGAGAAUUUUUGGACAUGUUCAUGGACAUCUAGGAGACAUGAUUAAAAGUUGGCUAUGUACUCAAACUUCUGGGAUUUGUCCUGAUUGCUAUCAAUAGGAAUUCCUAUACUGAGUAAUGGAAGAAUUAAGUACUUUAUUAAAAAAACCAAACUAAAAACCUAACAGUUUGCAGGGUAGCAAUAUUAACAUGUUCAAACAAGCUGUUGAAUUGUUUGUCUCUAUGUGCAGAAAUGAGAUCUUUUCAAAGAGAAUCGGGAGUCCUUGUGUGUUUCUAAUUCUACUUGUUGAUUGAUAUUAAAUUGUAUAACGAAUAUUUUUGUAAGUCCACAAACAGUCAUUAAACAUAUAGGUAACAAAGAUAAA